Messenger RNA from Lemur catta (Ring-tailed lemur), 7767 nucleotides. It is a transcript of the gene PLEKHA8, whose product is annotated as pleckstrin homology domain containing A8. Gene Ontology annotation, molecular function: ceramide 1-phosphate transfer activity; ceramide 1-phosphate binding. Lineage: Eukaryota; Metazoa; Chordata; Mammalia; Primates; Lemuridae. Bases 405 to 1967 code for a protein of 520 amino acids. The record is from RefSeq and is a predicted model, not a curated record. Gene Ontology annotation, cellular component: membrane; cytoplasm; cytosol. The transcript is spliced from 14 exons. Gene Ontology annotation, biological process: ceramide transport; intermembrane lipid transfer.
AGCGCGCGCCGGGUUGGGGUUCCGGGGUUCAGGUAACGCGUGGUGGCGCCGCCCGCGACCGGCCGCCUGGUUCGUGGCAAUUUGAAGGCUUAGCCGCCCGUCAGGCUCACCCACUGCCUCGGCCUCCUGUGCACAGCGCGCCAGGCUCCGCCGCGCCGGCCCACCGGCUGCCCGCGGCUUGUCGUGCCGAGGCCGCCGCAGUGACCCCGCCCCCGCGCCGAGGAUGUGAGGCUGGCCGGGCGUCCCCGCACCGGGCCCGGGCGCCGGGAGUGGGCGUCUGGGCCGCGCCGGGCGAUGGCCCUGCUGCCGGUGCUCCUCGCCUCCCGGGCCCUGGGGCAGUGAGGGGGCCGGUGGGCGUGGGCAAGCGGCCCGGGCGCGGCGGGGGCCGGGGGGCCGUGGGCGCCAUGGAGGGGGUAUUGUACAAGUGGACCAACUAUUUGAGCGGUUGGCAGCCUCGAUGGUUCCUUCUGUGUGGGGGAAUAUUAUCCUAUUAUGAUUCUCCUGAAGAUGCCUGGAAAGGUUGCAAAGGGAGCAUUCAAAUGGCGGUCUGUGAAAUUCAAGUUCAUUCUGUAGACAACACACGCAUGGACCUGAUAAUCCCUGGGGAACAGUAUUUCUACCUGAAGGCCAGAAGUGUGGCUGAGAGACAGCGGUGGUUGGUGGCCCUGGGAUCAGCCAAGGCUUGCCUGACAGACAGUAGGACCCAGAAGGAGAAAGAGUUUGCUGAAAACACUGAAAACUUGAAGACCAAAAUGUCAGAACUAAGACUGUACUGUGACCUCCUUGUUCAGCAAGUAGAUAAAACAAAAGAAGUGACCACAACUGGUGUGUCCAAUUCAGAGGAGGGAAUUGAUGUGGGAACUCUGCUGAAGUCAACUUGCAAUACUUUUCUGAAGACCUUGGAAGAGUGCAUGCAGAUUGCAAAUGCUGCCUUCACCUCUGAGCUGCUCUACCGUACUCCCCCAGGAUCACCACAGCUGGCCGUGCUCAAGUCCAGCAAGAUGAAACAUCCUAUCAUACCAAUUCAUAAUUCAUUGGAAAGGCAAAUGGAUUUGAACAGUUGUGAAAAUGGAUCUUUAAAUAUGGAAAUAAAUGAUUAUGAAGAAAUCCUAAUGAAAAACAAGAGCUCCUUAUAUGUGAAAUCUGCAGAGAUAGACUGUAGCAUAUCAAGUGAAGAAAACACAGAGGAUAAUAUAACAGUCCAAAGUGAAAUAGUGAAGGAAGACGGAGAGGAAAACCUGGGAAAUCAUGACAGCAACUUGGCACAGCCUGGAUCAGACUCCUCAAGUUGCUCCCCAGAAUCCCACUGGGAAGAAGGCAAAGAAGUUAUCCCAACUUUCUUUAGUACCAUGAACACCAGCUUUAGUGAUAUUGAACUUCUAGAAGACAGUGGCAUUCCCACAGAAGCAUUCUUGGCAUCAUGUUAUGCUGUGGUUCCAGUAUUAGACAAACUUGGCCCUACGGUAUUUGCUCCUGUUAAGAUGGAUCUCGUUGGAAAUAUUAAGAAAGUAAAUCAGAAGUAUAUAACCAACAAGGAAGAGUUUACCACCCUCCAGAAGAUAGUGCUGCACGAAGUAGAGGCAGAUGUGGCCCAGGUUAGGAACUCAGCUACUGAAGCCCUCUUAUGGCUGAAGAGAGGUCUCAAAUUUUUGAAGGGAUUUUUGACAGAAGUGAAAAAUGGGGAAAAGGAUAUCCAGACAGCCCUGAAUAACGCAUAUGGUAAAACACUACGGCAACACCAUGGCUGGGUAGUUCGAGGGGUUUUUGCGUUAGCUCUGAGGGCAGCUCCAUCCUAUGAAGAUUUUGUGGCCGCGUUGACUAUAAAGGAAGGUGACCACCAGAAAGAAGCUUUCAGUAUUGGGAUGCAGAGGGACCUCAGCCUUUACCUCCCUGCCAUGGAAAAGCAGCUGGCCAUACUGGACUCCUUAUACGAGGUCCACGGGCUGGAGUCUGAUGAGGUGGUAUGACAGCUGCAGGACAGCGCCUCCUAACUUCAGGGAAUAAAGUUUGCUCAAAUGUUUUGUUGCCCUACUUAAUUUCCAGCAACAGCCUCAACCCUCUCCAACCCCUUCACUUGGGAGGCUGGAAAGGAGGAGGCAAAACCAGUGCUUUUCUAUAUAAUUUUUUAAAUGCAUAUGUGUUUUGUGUGUUUAAAAAUCAAGGUGCUAUAUAUUUCAGUUCAGUGGGCCUACUGGAAACCAAAUCAUAGCUGUUACAGACUUGAACAGCAAGUUAUAAGAGCAGAUUUGACAAAUGAAUUUGCUGUUAUUAUGUACUGUUUUGUUUUUAGAUUUUAGUUUUAAUGGACCACCCAAACCCAAGCUGAAAAUGAACAAAUUCUGUAUCAAAGAGUAUAAUUCAUAGCCAGUAUUUCAACCAGUUUAGAAUUAGACUAAACACCUGGAGGGAGCAUAAGCCCCUUUGUUGAACCCAUUGUGAUGUAGAGUUUGCUAUUCCAAGACAUUCUCCAGUGGAUCCUCUUCUCCGAGGCUCUGUCAGCGAUAAGAGCCUGUGUAGUGAAGACACUCAGGGCAUUUGCGUGUCCAUGCAGUUGUGGGAGGUGGAGAAGACAUAGACAAGGAGUGCCAUCCCUGGUGACAGGCAGUGGACUGUGGCUCUGAGGAGAUAAGUGGCAUGCCCUAAACCCAACUUGGAGGACAGUAUGGGAGAAGUGGGACAGGUCAUUUGCGAUGACACCUACCUAGUGCCUACCUUUUGCCAGCACGUUUCCCGUGCAUUUUCUCAAUUGGACAUCACAAGGGAACCAUGAUACUCAAAGGGAUUAUUACCACACUUCAAAAGCAAGGUUUAGAGGUCAAGGGAUGUGCUCACAGUCACAUAAUCUGUAAGUAGAGAGCUAGGUGAUUUCCAAGUAUGAUCUGAGCCACCUCUGCAUCAGAGUCACACGGAGUGCUUAUUCAAAGAGCAGGUUCCCAGGCCUUGUCCUGACCCAGAGAACCAGAAUCUGGGGGUGGGACUUAGGAAUCUGCACUUGGAUAAGCUCUCCAUGUGAUGAAUCCGCACAGUGUUGAGGAGCCGUUAGAUUAAAUUCUGGUUUACCGAAUUCCCAGUCUUCUGCAACAGCUAAAUGACAUGUCCGUUUUUCAAAGAGGACAAGGCCAUUAUUCAAGUAAAAUAGCUAAAUAGAGAGUGAGAAGUGAAGCAGGUUUACUCAGCAGCAUUCAUAAUUGAACCAGCAUCGGGACCCAGCUUUGGCAUUGCUUUAGGGAUCACGGCUCUGAGUCUGCUUUCUGAUCAAUCUUGGUUUAAUCACCAAGAGUGCAGAGCAAGCUAAAUGCAGCUGUUCAUCAAUCUCAAAAGGUUUGGGACAGUGUCAGAGGUUAAAGAUAGGAUUUGAGUAUUUCAUAAAACAACAUUGGGUGUGCGUUCUUCUGCACGGUGUGCUGCCCAGGCUCUGGCCCUCAACUCCCAGUAGACCAAGCCGCCUAGAGUGUGCACGGGAGAGAAGCCAUGGGUGCCUUCCCCAUUAGAGGUUAUUGCUUCUUUCUAGUAACAGGAAGAAUAAGUGGUUCCAGCAUAAGGCAGUUAGUUCCCAGGGUGGAAGCUGCUCGAGUGAAUUGAGCAGCUCUAGAUGGUGCCAUUCCUGCUGCAGAUCCCUAGGGCAGAGGAGCAACUCCUCUCUUUAGGCAGAGAGGUUCACAUAGGGAGGGAGGUUCAUUUUGUCUUUUGUCUGUCUUUAAGCAAAUGGGCAUUUAUUUAGCUCAAAGUAAUGAAGCCGGUAAUUUGUCCACAAAAAGACUUCUGGAAAAUGCUUAAAACUUAGAAAAGCAACCUCACAUGUUUUAAGGCUAGGGGAUAAAAGGGCUGCUAAAAUGAUAUUUUAGCAUUUGCUGUUGGCAGCUACCAAAGUGUGGUGUUACUUUCCUCCCACUCCCGUGAGUCCUUAGUGUGGAUCUCCUUCUCUGGGUAGUAUGAACAUGAGGGCAGGACUAGGAAAUAAUUUAGACUCCUGCCCUUUAUAUAGCCUUAUAAAAGGGAACAAGAAAAAGCAGCAGGUCUUUGCUUGUACUUUGAAUGAAGAUGCUUUAGGCAUUGUGCCAUUUACAGGGGAUGCUACCAGGAGAUUGUAAGUGUUGUGAAGCCAGUUUGGUCUAAGCAACUGCUGGUGCUCCCUGUCACCUCAGGUGAACUCUUGUGGUCUCUUGGAGAGGAGGUGGCACUCUGCAAAUACCUCGGGUUUAAUCCUGAGGCUCUAGAUACACACACAAAAGGAAAGAUGCUCACUGUGGCCAUUUCACAUUUGUAUAGGUACUGCCUAGGCGUAUACGACUCAGUUAUCUGGGGAAGAGGGGAUUAAUAUUUUUUGAGAUCAUUGGGAACCCAGAUCAGACAAAUUGAGUAACUUGAAUAAGUUACAUUUUCCAAUCACUCUUUUCUAGCCCUGUAGAAAGAAAAUAAUGUGCUUUGGUGGGUAUUUUCCUUACUGGAGCAUAUUAAGUAUGCCUGAGAUGUGUAAAAGUUUGCUAAGGUGUGUAAAACUGAGGAUCCUUAUAAAUAAAAAUAGCUAGAAAUUGAACCUAACAUUAAAAAAAUAAAUUCAACUGGACCUGAAUGGUGGGAUGGUCAGAGCUUGCUCGUGGGUCUACAGUAUUUGCGUCUCCAUUUUAAAGUCAUAAUUUAUGCUGGUUUGCAGUUACUUUCCAAGAAGGGAGCAAUGAGAAAAGAUGCUUAAAACUUUUUCUCCAUAGCCCUCCAGUAUUUCCGGAACACCUAAGCUUGCUUUCACCUUGACUGUGAAAGGAGAUGAGAAAACCUCUAGUAUGUUUGUUGACAGAGUGAUCGUCUUGCUUUCACUGCUCAAAACAGUUUUAGGAUUCCUUUUCUAGCGUAACCUUUAGGGAGAACAUGAACGCAAAGGAAAUGUCUCUUCUGAGUAUUAGUAGAUGUGAAUAAGUAACAUUUUGCUGACCCCUUACAAGGCACUUCAUGCACGGAAUUUCGUCAUGCCGGCACUUCUCCCCACGAUAGAAGCCAGGCUUUAUGCUUUGGAGGGAUCAGUGUGUACUUGUUGAACUGGACAAAAUACUUUCAGUGAGGGCAAGUUUUUUGUCCUUUGAAAGCAAAUCAGAUUCGUUGUAGCUAAUCCUGGUGAAAAAUGUUAAAUUGGAGGGAUGUCUUUUGGGGGCAAAACCAGCUUGUAACUAUGAGGAGGAAAUGAUUUUCUGAUCAGCUCUUGAUCCAGCUCUGAAAGGAGUUCCAGAAGAAGAGCUCUCAGAGUGUUGAGCACAUGGGCCUAGAGUAUUCAUUAGGAUGUGUAAUAGUGGCUUGAGGCACCUUCUCAUCAUUAUUUGUGUGUCAUUCUGAACAUAAAGCUUCCCCCAGCGUCGUAUGCCAGGAUGAGGGAUUUCUGAACUCCAUGGUUCAACGUUACUGCUUUUUUUUCUUCUUUGCUACUGAAAAUUGCCAGCAGUGCCCCCAUCAGCAUGCCAGAUCUAUCCUCUCUUAUAUCUGUUCUGCCCAUGUCUCAGCAGCAGCUUCUAGCACAUAUGUAGAGCAUCUGGCACUGUUGUAGCCCGGGGCUAGGUGCCUAAUCCAUGGGGAUUCUGUCCCCCUCCCAGACUGCAGGAGCUUCUUAAGGAACCCUCAUUCCCAUUUAUAGCCAGAAAGCAGGUGGACACCAUGAUUUGUGGCACCUGGGAAAGGUGAUCUAUUAUUAGGGGAGUGCUGCUAGAAAAAUUUGCACUCUUCUCUUUUUGGUUAUUACUUCCAUAUAUAUUUCCAAAAAUGCUUUCAACUUUAUGCUUUCAGAAAAGUGUUUUUAAUUAAGAGAAAUAUAGGGUAAGGACUAAUAAAUAAUGUACUCUUCACUAAAUUUGAAGUGAGGAACUAAAGUAAGGGGUUUCUUAUUAAGGAAACCUAAUGUGAGUGUGAAAAUCAUAUAUAUGAAAAAAUGUCAGAUAAGGCAAUAGAGUUAGAGGGUCAUGAACAGUAGAUGAUGAUGUGAGGCAUUUUAGAAACUUUCUGGAAGAAAACAAUUUUUUUGUUUUUUCCUACUAAACUUCCAUGUCCUACAAGAACUUGGUUACAUAAUGGUGCAUUUCUGAAUCAUUGAUUAAAACCAGUUGCUUCUGAUGUUAGUCAUAGGUUUGACAACUAUUCAGCUCCCCCACCCUCAUGUUUCAUUACUUUUCUUAAGACAAACUAUCAACAUUUUUUAAAUUUUAAAAUUUUAAAUGUAGACUUUUUAAGUAAGUAAAAUAUAUUUUAAGCCAUUGUUCUGUUAGCUGAGCUAAUGUGUUUGGUCUGAGAGGGCCUAACUUCCGAGGCUCUUUGUGCUCUUGUACAGUCUGUACACAAACUUCAGUAUAUAUGGUAAACUUGUAUCCCUGUGAAGUGUAUACAGAAUGCUUUAUUUAGGAAUACGUUCUACUUCUGUGUGUCCCUUUGUAAUCUGCAGUUGCUUACUCAGGGGUUUCAUAGUAAUGACAUAAAAAAUUUUAUUAACUGUCUGAUGAUACGUUAAGACUGUUUAUCUAUUAUAAGGUUGUUAGGGUCCUUUCAACAAUUCCAUAAACAUACUGUUUAUUAAACCUUCCCUGUAAAUGUUACCAAUCCCCAUCCUGUCUCAGACAGUCAAUAGUCCUGUGUACAGUGGCCAUUUGCAUGAUUUCUUGUUGCACUGCCGCAUUCAGGCAUUCCAGGGCAUGAUUAAACAGUCAUUGACGUGCCUCUCUGGUACAGCUGACGCAUGCAUUGAUCUUUCUCCUCUGCUGUUUAUGUAUAGCCUUUAAUUAAAAGGAAAAAAAUACCACCACUCUGCAAUGCAGAAGUUUUCAAAAUUCUUUGGUUACCCUUAUUAAUCACUUCUCUUUCAGAGUGAACAAAUGUUUUUAGCUAAGCUGUGUGACAACCUAAGAACAAUAUCCUGCUUGUUUUAAAUAUUUCAUAGAUUUUAAAGUGUGGUCAGUAUUUCCUCCCUGUACCUUACAAACAGAAACCACCCUGGGUUGGUUGGUACCCCUUGCAAAGCUGAUUUCAUCCACACAGACUCCCAUGUAUGUGUGUUUAUUUAUAGGUGUAUCUGGAGUCAGUGGUGAUAAGAAGGGUGAUCUAGCAGUAAUUCUGUGGCUUCCUAGAAGGCUAAUGAGCCAGUUUCAUGGCAUGUUUAAUGUGUAAUUCCCAUGUGUCAUGAGAAUUUCACUAGAAUGUUAUUAAACAGCCCAACUACCUCAUGUGAAAUUGGCUGUAGACAAUCUGUGUCAGAGAAUUGUGUUCAGAUAAAUUUAUUCUGAUUAAUAGAUUUAAGAAAUUGAUGUCUAUAUAAAGAACAAACAUGUUAGACCAGAUGCCAAAGGCUAAAAUGUACAUAGAUUUCCUUGGAUUAACUUUUAAGUUAAUGUUUAAUUCCACACCCAGUAUUCUUAUGAAUGUUUGUGGUUUCAUACAUUCAUGCACUCUGAAUAUCUGUGACAUGCAGUCUUAUAUGUUACCUGUUGUUGUUCGUAAGCAUUUUGAAUGAGCAUCAUAAUGACAGAAGAAAGCAAGUUAAACUACAAGUGUCAAGUGGUUUGUUGACUUCCUAAUUUAAUGGACCUUUACUUAGAAUAUAAUGUGUUGGGGUCAUUUAGGAUCAACCGAUGAAUGAGAAUUUCAUGCUUAGGUUUGUAUUGUUUAUCUGUCCAAGUUCUUAUUCUAUAUUUUGUGGGGAGGGGUGAUGGGAGGGCUUUACUUUUUUGGCAAAAAUGUUUGAAAACAUCUGUCAAAUUUUAUAUUCGUUAGUUAUAAUAAACUUAUUUUUAAAGGAUU